AUGCCGUCCGAAGAGACAUCUCUACAGCUGUGCUGUACACACUGGACGAGAGGAGGUCCCGGGAACUACGGCCUGGCUAGCCUGAUGAUGAAUGAGAGGGAGAGUCGAGACUUUGCACAAGAACUUGUUUUAAUCAUGAAUGAUUCAACCGUAGAGCCGGUAGUUAUUGAUCCCCAACUCUACCCCUACGAGGCUCGCAUUGGUGUGGGCUGUGUGUUGAUCGUAGCCUCUAUCAUCGGCCUCGUAGGAAACAGUCUCGUCAUCUGGUCCGUCAUUCUGUCCAAGAAACUCCGCACCGUGACCAACGCCUUCGUGGUCAACCUCAGUGUGGCUGAUUUCUGGACCAGUCUCUCCUUACCGUGGAUUUGCGUAGCUUUGGUGAGCCAUGAAAGCUGGCCCAUGGAGUCGGAGUUAUCGUGCAUUAUUGCUGCUAUUCAACUUUACACUGGUCUUGGCGCGAGUAUCUACUCGUUGGCCACCAUAGCUAUGAACCGCAUGGUCCUCAUCACUCAAAGCACGAAUACCUACCGUGUGUGGUACACCCCGCGUAAAGUAGCCGUCAUGAUCGCAAUGACUUGGGUCAUCCCGUGUAUUGUGACUUUCCUCCCGCCGAUUCUGGGCAUAGGCUCCAUUGGUUACGAUCGCCAAGACAAUACAUGUUCAGAUAAAGAUGGUCACCCGAGAGGCGCCGAAUAUAACCUGGCACAAUUCUUGGGUCUAUACCCAGUCCCAAUGCUCAUCAUCAUCUGUUGCUACACGGCACUCUACAUCCAUCUCAAACAACACUUCAGGAAACAGAUGGGCAGAUCUUUCAAGAAUAAUCAGUCUAUCUCCCCAGCGGCCGGUUUAGAUGGUGAAAACUCCACCGUUUCCACUAUUGCCACGGGGGAGUCUUCAGCGAAUAAUGCUGAGCACGUCUCCAAGAAAGCCUGGCAGGCCAUCAACCGCCAGCAACUAGCUAUCACCAAGAACCUCUUCCUGGUGUUUUGCGUCUUCGCAUUGUUGUUGUCUCCUUACUUUAUCUCUCUCGCUAUACCAUCUGGCCGUAAGUUUGCUCUGUACGGAGUCACCAUUACUAUUAUCAAUGGCUGUGUAAACCCCAUCAUCUACGCUGUCAACCACCCACAGUUCAAAGUGGUAAUGCGGGAGAUAGUUACGUGUCGUUACUCUGAAAUACAAGAACCUUCAGAUUUACUGAAAUUCUUGCUGUCAUUACGAAAUAAUUAA
This is a messenger RNA of Asterias rubens (European starfish), 1227 nucleotides long. Its product is annotated as G-protein coupled receptor moody-like. Gene Ontology annotation, biological process: G protein-coupled receptor signaling pathway. The transcript has 2 exons. Gene Ontology annotation, cellular component: membrane. Bases 1 to 1227 code for a protein of 408 amino acids. Gene Ontology annotation, molecular function: G protein-coupled receptor activity. The record is from RefSeq and is a predicted model, not a curated record. Lineage: Eukaryota; Metazoa; Echinodermata; Asteroidea; Forcipulatida; Asteriidae.